AUGAAGUUUGGCAAGCAGAUUCAAGCUGAGCAGGUCCCCGGAUGGUCUGCGUACUACUUGGACUAUAAGUCCCUGAAGAAGAUCAUAUCUUCUCUUGCAGCCAACCGCCCCGCGUCCGAGGCAGCAGCGUUAGCUCAAGGCAUUCGUCCCGGAGACAUCUUUACUUCUAGGACGCCUAGUUCUCAGAGCCCCGCAGUAGUCACGGGAGAUGUCUCGGAGGAUCCUUCUAUUCUAGCUGCGUUGGGGCAAGACGACGAUCGAGGACCAGGUUUCCAAGCCCACAAGGCCGCCUUCUUCUUUAAACUUGAACGCGAGCUAGAGAAGAUCAAUGCCUUCUACUUGGAGAAGGAGGCCGAACUCAAGCUGCGACUUGAAACGUUACUGUCCAAGCGGAGAGCUGCGGCGAUGCGUGUACUCCCCGACUCUGUCGACGACGCCACAAAGAAUCACGUCGAGUGGAGUGCUGUCGAGGAGGGCUUCCGCCUUCUGGAGCGGGAUCUGGGGAAAUUGCAGCAAUUCAUUGAGAUCAAUGCGACGGGUUUCCGGAAGAUCCUCAAGAAAUGGGAUAAGCGCUCCAAGUCGACAACGAAAGAGCUCUAUCUCUCUCGACAGAUUGAAGUCCAACCAGUCUUUAAUAGACAGCUCAUCUCCGAAUUGUCUGACACAGUUGCGGCAUGUCUCCUUGAUCUGACAGAUUUAUCCAUUGGUCUGAAGCACGAGGGGUCGCAUGCGGACGACGUUCUUCUUAGUAAACAACUGGGGAUUGACAGGAGCGUCCAGAUGGGUCCAUUCCAUGACCUUGAGAGUAAUCUCAGGAAAGCAAUCACUGAAGAGGAUAGGGCAGCUGUACAGGACAUUGUCCGGUACUCUGACUCGCUCGGGCAACUUGGAGAGGCUAAAAUGCACGUCACUCGCAUUCUAUGGAAAGCGGUCAUCGACGCACCUCCUGAACUGGCAGACCUUAUAUUGGCCUCUACUGCUAAUCCGUUCGAUUACACCUUCGUUGACGAUAUCAAUGGCCGAACUUGUCUACACGAGGCAGCUAUAGUGGGCGCUCCUCGUUUGGUUGAUCUUUGCUUGGCAAGUGGGGUACAGCGGAAUAAGAUCGAUGUAUAUGGUCGCUCUGCACUGCAUUAUGCUGCCAUGAAUGGGCGCUCCGCAAUUUGUCGAAGACUCAUCGAGGUCGGACUACCCCCGGACGUCGUCGACAUGGACAACUGCACGCCUCUUGUCUACGCCGUUUUGAAGGGCUCCGUGGAUUGCGUCCGCGUAUUACUCGAGGAAGGGAAGGUCUCGGUACAGGAAGGACAAGUGAGCAGUAAUCUUAUGCCACUAUCCCUGGCAGCGCACGCCGGACACCUCGAUGUUGUCAUACUUUUACUCCAACAUGGUGCACCGAGCAUCGCAAACACGAAUGGAGAAUAUCCCAUCCAUCUUGCCGCCCAAGAAGGUCACGCAGAUAUCUGCCGAUUACUUGCGCUCCAAGAAGGUUGGGAUAUUUCUGACAAGUACAACGAAUGGACUCCUCUAUUUCACGCGGCUCGUUUUGGCCGGGAAGCCGCUCUUCAGGUGCUGCUGGAAAUCGGCAGUCGCGUACAUUUGACCGAUGAGGUUGGGAAUUCGGCUGUUUAUUAUGCCGCUUGGUACGGUCAUCGAACGUGUGUCACACUCUUACUGGAAGCUUCAGCCAAAAUGUCUCCAAGAAGGCUUCCGCUCGCCCACAAGUCUCCUCUGACCGACACUCAAAGAUCCACGGGGACUGAAUCAGAUGUAGACAUCAUCCCUUCGUUGUAUCUGCCUCCUCCCAUGAUGCCCUAUCGAGUCUACGGUCACAACUAUCUGGACAAAACAUCGUUGAUUCAAGUCUCUAUCGGACAUCUAUCCUCACAAUAUGGAGAAUCCUCUGGAGACAUCUCUUCGGCUAUCCGUCUGCGUCAUCCUCUUGCAGAUUCACAAUUCGACGAUCGGUACCUCCACUCAUCGCCGCUGUUGAAAUUGGUAAUGACUGCCACACCAGUUGUAACAUCUGCGCCGUAUAGCGUCGCGUUGCCAAUACGAGAGACCAGGAUUGUCUUCACGUUCCAAGUUCCUUCGGUUGAUUCGCUCGCAUUGGAGUUCUCACUGUAUCCGAACUUCGGCACCAAAACUAUCGGUCGCGCGACUGCUCUUCCAGAUAUGUUCCAGAAUAUACAGAACAACCAACAGUUCGUUUUACCCAUUUUAGACUCUCGCCUUCACGUCAUCGGAGAGAUUUCAUUUGAGGUAAACAUCAUCACUCCGUUCAGCGGGGUCACAUUAGAAAUUGGCGGCUCCGUAGAGACUUACUGGAAGUCACUGUCUAUGCCUGUUCCAGCGCCUACGUCUAGGGUACUGUCGUCGCGGCAUACCCAACCAGGGCGACCAAUAAACUCUGCCCAUACAUCGCCGUCAAAUCCGUCUGUCGCUGUAUUGGGGGGGCAUUCGUUAACCCAUUCAUCCCUUAACGGCUACUACGUAUACGUUACUGUACAAGUUACACGAGACUUCUGCCCAGUGGUUUUCGCUGAUUGGCUGCUGCCUGAACCCGGAUACGAAUUGGGCGUCGCGGACGUGACUUUGGCACAGUUUCAAACAUUGUCGCAGGGCCUGGGGAGAGAAUUGCAUUCCUUGGAGGACAUUUCACUUUCGGCUGCUGGAUGGCACAGUCUGGCAAGCAAUUCAAUGGUCUCUCUGGCAGAUCUGGUAAAGAUCAUUCCCUCAUCCAUCGGUAUUUGUCUUGAGGUUGCUUAUCCCUCGGCGCGGGUCAGAGAUCGCCUCCAUCUACGCCACCAGCUGGAGUUGAAUGAUGUUGUGAACGCUGUGUUGCGGACCAUUUACGAUACAUCAACAACACUCGAGGGACGAGCAUCCCGCAGCCCUGUGGUCUUUACUUCCUUCGCGCCGGACGUAUGCGCGGCUCUCAACUGGAAGCAGCCCAAUUAUCCCGUAUUCCUCGCAUCGGAAUGUGGUGAGCGAAGCAAUGCACCACCAAGUGCCGCUGCGCUCAGCUUGGACGAUUCGCAUGACUAUCGGCUUUCGAGUCUUGACUCUGCUGUCGACUUCUCGAAGUUGAACAAUCUGCUUGGUGUUCUAUUAGAUGCAAAACUGCUAGCUCAGGUCCCUUCUGUGAUCCAAGGAGUGAAAGACUUCGGGCUACUGGUCGCAGCCUUCGGGACUCCAGACGAUCUGGCAAGGCUGCCUAUGUCUUCCGGAGCAGACUCUAACAGGAUAGACGCAUCUCUGCAAGACGGACUGUUGAUGUACAUUGACCAUUAUAAACGCAGUUAG
Molecule: messenger RNA, 3306 nt
Organism: Sparassis crispa
Lineage: Eukaryota; Fungi; Basidiomycota; Agaricomycetes; Polyporales; Sparassidaceae
Product: Ankyrin repeat protein nuc-2
Exons: 9
Coding region: 1-3306 (1101 amino acids)
Biological process (GO): lipid metabolic process
Molecular function (GO): protein binding; phosphoric diester hydrolase activity
Source: RefSeq, a predicted model, not a curated record